Plasmodium yoelii is the source of this 7833-nucleotide messenger RNA. RefSeq names its product osmiophilic body protein G377, putative. The transcript has a single exon. The coding region runs from base 1 to 7833 and encodes 2610 amino acids. Lineage: Eukaryota; Apicomplexa; Aconoidasida; Haemosporida; Plasmodiidae. The record is from RefSeq and is a predicted model, not a curated record.
AUGAAAAUACUGUUAUAUACUUUUCUUUUUUGUAUUUGCUCUGGUUUUGCAAAAUGCCAGAAAGCAUAUAAUUUUGAUAAUAUAAUAAAAUAUCUUAAAGAAAUAAAAGUAAUACCUAGCUACAUACCAGAUCAACUAGAAGAUAAUAUUCAAUUAAUUCCACCAUAUUUAGCAUAUAAAUAUAAAAAUAGAAUAUAUUAUAUACAUAAUAAUGUUGAUAUUUAUCCAGUAAUUAAUAAAAAACCAAAACCAGUUUUCCCAAUAGACCCAGACGAUACAACUGAAUGCACCCAUAACAAUGUAAAAAAUCCAGUUGAAGAUGAAGUUGAAGAUGAUGAUGAUACUGUUGAUAUAAACAGUUUUGUUCCAGAUAAUGAAACAGGCAUGUUUGUACCUAACAUAAAAGUAAAUGGUAUCGAAGAACAAACAGGAAUAAGUGAUGGGUUUGAAAUUCCAAAAAAUAAUCAAGUUCCAACAGAACAAAAUGGACCAAAUGCAAUUGUGAAUAUAAUUGGAACGGAAGGGUGCACUAACUAUUCAAUCGGAGAAAUCGUAGAAUUUAAAGAAAAUAAAGAAAUUUGUGAAAAUAUUAAAACUGAAUUUGAAAUAUUUAAUAAAGAUAAUAUAUAUGAACCAACUGAAAAGAUACCAACACAUAAUAUUGACAUAUCAGAUUUCUAUACCUUUUUAAAUGCCAUACAUAUUUUAUUUCACGAAGAUGAAUAUAAUAAAUAUUAUACAAUAAAUAACAUCUCAGUUAAAGAUGUUAAAUUAUUUAUGAAAGAAGUAUAUAUUAAUAUUCACAAUUCUUUAAAAACGUAUAUAUUAUUUUCCGGAUUAAAUUUUAGUGAUUAUUCAUAUACCCCAAAAGAAUUUUCUAUAGAUGCAAUAUUAAAUGAUUUUUAUCAUUUAACAAAUGAUUCAAAUGAUAAUAUGAAUGGGUCUUUUGAAAAUAUAGAAAGAAUAAUAAAAUAUGUGGCAACAUCAAAAAGUCGAUUAAGAAUAAAAUUAAUAGAAAAGGCAAUUAUAAAUUUUUUAGAAGAAGAAAAUUUAAUGGUUUUAGAUAUAAAAUUAAUAUCACACAUAUUUUCAUCCAAUAGAAUGUUAAAUUAUAAUGAAAGUGAUAUUAUUAAAUAUGCAUCUGAUUUAGUAAAUAUUUCUGAAAUAGAUAUAUCUCCUAGAGUUGUUUCAACCAUAUUCAUAUAUUUUGCACAAAAAAUAAAUAUAUUCCCAAUGCCAAAUUAUCCUACUUCAUUUGAUUAUGAUAGUCUUUUGUUUUUAGAAAAUAAUGAUUUAUUAGAAACUAUAGAUAAUAUAUACAAUAAAUUUUUCAAGAAUUUUUAUAGACAUAGUAAUAGUACAAAUAAAGGUAAAAAGGGUAAAAGCCACGAACAAAUAUUACAAACAAUACCAUGGGCUGAACAAAUCUAUUCCAAAUUUAAAACCACAUAUGAUUUAUUAUCAUUUAAAUAUGGUGUAGUAUUAUUUUAUAAUUCUUAUGUGAAUAUAAUGGAUUAUUUACGUCGAAAUAAAAAUAUUAAAGAUAUUAUAGAAAAACAUAAAGAAAAUAAACAAAUAGCAACCCUAGAUCAAUUUAUAAAUGAAUUAAUAAAGCUUUUACAAAUUGCACCUCCAGAAUCAAAUACAGUAAAAGAAGUACAAGAAAAAAAAGAAACAUUGCCAAUAUUUAUAAGCUUAAAAGAUGCAAAUAAACAUAAUAGUAGAGUCCUAUCUGAAGAUAUAUCUGAUUCUGAUUUAGAUGAAAUCGAUAGUUAUGAACUGUCAGAAGAUAAUGACGUGUCAGAUGAAAAUAAUAAAUAUUUUAAAGAAUUAAAAAUAACAGUUGAAAAUGAAUUAAUAGAGGAACGAAAAAAAUAUGUACUCGAAAGAAAUCAAGAAAAACAAAAAAAUGAUGAAAUUAUUAAAAAAGAAAUAAAAGAAAUUGACACAAAACAUGAAUUAGAAACACAAAAAUUAGAAAAAGAAGAACCAGAAAAAGAAAAGUUACAAGAUGAACAAAUUGAUAGGGAUUAUGAAAAUGGUUUAGAAGAUGAAAGAAUUAUUGAAAGAGAUCGAUUACUAGCUUUAGGAAAAGAAAAUGCUAACUUACCAAUAGAAAGAAGUAAAAGAUAUCAUAAAAUGUAUUAUGAAGCAGCACUUAAUGCCUUAACAAUAGACACUGCUGAUAUAUAUGAUAAAAUUGUUAAAACAGGAUAUGGAAUGUCAUCAAAAUGUGGUGAACAAUUCCAACAAAUUGUUUACAUAUUAAAAGAUACAACAGCACCUAAAUAUAAUGAAUUAAAAGUUGAAGUUAUACGAGCCAUUAAUAAAAAUUUUAAUAUAUUAUUAAAAAAAAUAAAAAGUAAAAAAAAUAUUAAUAAAUCAGAUAAUUUAAAUAGUUAUAAAAAGGAUGUAGAAUCUUAUAUAAAUACAAUAGCAAAAAAAAGUCCUGAUGGAAAAUAUUAUAUAUGUAUGGAAGAACUUAUGAUAACAAAAUUUAAUGAUUAUAAAAAAGAACUUAUGAAAUUAUGUGAUAAAAAAUUUUAUGGAAAUUUUAGAAAAAGCUUAAGCAAACAAUAUCUGAAAAUGAUGCGAGAGUUUAGAAUAAUUCUAAAAAAUUCAAUCAGAUUAGCACAAGAUCUUGCACCUAGUUAUGAUCAAAAUGAAUAUAUUCCAAAAUUUACAAAUAUUUAUACAGAACAAAAAAAUUUACAUAAAACUAAAUAUUCAGAAGAUAGACGAAAAAUAUCAAAAUAUCUAGAUAAGUCAUAUAGAAAUAUGUUAAAUAAACAUUAUAAGCAAAAACAAAGAACUAUCAAUAAUGAAUUACAAAAAAUUAAAAAGCAUGUCAUAAAACAUAUUAAUAGUGCUAUUAAAGAGUUGUAUGUCACAGUAUAUACAGAAUUACAAAUUGAUAAAUUACAUUUAUCCAAACAAAUAAAUGAAAUAAAUAUAAUUGUUAGUGAACUAUCCAAAGAAAAUGAAUCUCUAAAUAUUACACUCACAAAUUUAGAAAUAGAUUUAAAAAAUAUCCCCAAUUUUGACAGUAAAAAUUUUACAGAAAAAAAAGAAACAAUAAAUAAAGGAAUAACUAAUGCUAAAGAAAAAAUCAAACAGAAUAUACAAAAAAUUAACGAUUUUAAAGACCAAUUUAAUUCCCUUUCUACUCAAUAUGAUAUUGUCAUAAAAAAAAUAGAUAUUAUACAUGGAAUCGAUAAAAAACUUCGAUUAUUUAAAUAUGAUAUUGAAAAAAGUUAUAAAAAUGAAGUAUUAAGCAGAGAAAUAAUUGUAGAUCAAUUUACUCACUUAAGAAUGGUGUAUAAAAUAAUACAAAACACUAUCUUAGAUUUAUUUAAUGAAUUAUAUAAUAUGGAAAUUCAAGAUAAAGAACUAAAAAUUGAGUUACAAAUAUUAACAGAUAAUUAUAAUGAUAAAAAAAUACAAGUAUCAAUAUUAGAAAAAUUAUAUCAAAACCAAUUAAACAAACAAGAAUUAAAUAUUGAAUCUCUUGUAUCACAAAAGACACAAUUAACCAAAUUAGAAAACCAAAUUAAAAUAAUAAAAACAAAUAUAGAUAAAUUAAAAUUUAAAAGAGAAAUUAUAAUAAAUGAAGUUAAUUAUAUGACAAGUGAUAGUGCUCGAAAACCACCACAUACCAUUAAUUAUCUAAAAAAAUUCCCAUUAGAACCCGUUAUUCGAACAAAUAAUACUUUUGAAGAUUUUAUGGAAGAUUUAAUUAUUAAUAUAGAAAUAGAUAAUCAAAUUUAUCAAAAAUUUAUUAAAAUAGUUAGAGGGUAUAUAAGACGUGUUCCUAAAAAUGCAAUAUUUUCAUUUAAAUUUUUAGAAAAUCAAAAUAAAAAAAAAAUAAUAAAUGAAAAAUAUUAUCAAAUUUAUAGAAAAGGCUUAAAUAUGUUUGUUCAAAAAUUAUAUAUAUUCCAUUCUAAUUUAAAAAAUUACAUUGAUCUAUUAAAAAAAAAAAGCAUACCAAAUAUAUUAUCGGAAAGUAGUAAAAAAACAAAUGUUGAAUUAACACCAUCUAAUGACGUUUUAUAUCUAGAAAGAAAUAUUAUCCAUAUUGAAAAUAUAUUAAAUAUGAUAAAAGAAAAUGUGUAUAUUCCAGAUGUUAGUUAUAUAAUAACUCAACCAGAAUAUUUUUUAAAAGAGAUCAAAAAUGAAAAUCCAGAAAAUGAAAAACUAUAUAAAGAUUUAUUAAAUAGUUAUACACAAUUAAAAGAUAUAGGUAGUAAUAUAAAUGUUGUUUAUGAAAAAAUGAGCGCAUAUAAUAGUCAUUAUAAGCAUGCAUCAGAAAGAAUAUUAAGAUAUAGAGCUUCAUUAAAAUUUUAUCAUGAAGUAUCAGAUAAAAUAUACUAUUUUAGUUUUAAAAAUGAAAAAAUAAGAACCGCUUUAAUAAAUGGAGAAGUUGUUCCUGUUAAUAAAUAUGGAACACAAAUAAAACCAUUCUCUAUGUUACAAUAUAUAGAUAAUGUUGUAGAAGAUGCAUAUGAUAAAGAUAAAUAUUUAAAUGUAAUAAAAGAAGAAACAAUGUAUCCAUUCCCUUUAAAACCUUUAAAAGAUAUAUAUAUAUUAAGUAAAACUUUAAAAUAUAAUUUAUUACGUAAUAAUCAAUUAAGUGAAUUUAAAACAUUUGUUAAAUCUAAAAUGUAUACAAUUAUUGAAAAAGAUGAUAUAAACUCAUAUAUAUUUAAUAAAGAUGAAUUAGAUAAAUUAAAAAUAAUAAAAAAUAUAGAUGAUACAAAUAAUAAUACUAAUUUAAUAGAAGGAAAUUUAACAAAUUUCUUUUCACAUUAUUCACAUAUUUUCCAAGACACAAAUAAUAACAUUCCUAAUCUUGUAGAAAAUACUAUUAAUGAUCUUUUAAAAAAAAAUGGUUUAACUUAUAAUGCUUUAUUAGAAAUUAUUAAAUAUUUAAAAACAAAACCAAAUAUUUUAAGAAUAAAAGAAAUUAUAUUAUUAUCUGAACAAAUAUUAAAUAAAUCAAAUUUACAUUUUAUUACUCCUGAUAAGUUAGCUUUUUUUUUUGUUUCUAUAUUAGAUGCAUUCGAUAUUAAAGUUCUAAUGACAAAUGUAAAAAGAAAUGAUAAUAAAUCAACUAUUAUUUCAUAUUUAAAAUUAUUAAAAAUGGAUCAUAAAAAGGGAAUAAUAUUGUCUAAUUAUGUAAAAGAUAUCAUAUUCAAAUUUUUAAAACCAAAAGAAAAUAAUAUACAAUUAAAAUAUAAUCCUAAAUUAUUCGAAUUUUUAGAAAGUUUAAAUCAUAGUUUAGAUGGAAAUGAUAAAAUGUAUCAAAUUUUUAAAAAAAAAAAUCCUAAAUUUAAUAGUCAAUUAUUAAGUUCAGUUAAAAAUGGUAUAGAUGGUUUUUUAAAAUAUUUUAUGAAAACAGUAAUAGAUACACAUGGAAUUUAUGGAAAUUUCUUAACUUAUUAUGAAUAUACUAAAAAAGAAGCAGAAAUAUUUCGUUUUAAUAAAGAAGAGGAUCAUUUAAAUAAUUUUGACAUAUUUUUAUCUUUUUUUAUAUUUUCAAUAAAUACAGAAAUACGAAAAUUACAUAAAGAUCAUGUAAGUGAUGUAGAUUUAAAAUGUCUAAAAGAUCAUCCUCAUUUUAAUUUUGUAGAUCUUAUACCACAUAUAGAUUAUGAACAUAUUAAUGACGUUUUCUUUAGAUUUAUGAAUACAACUAAAACUCACAAUAUACUACCAUUGAUGAUUUUAUUUAGAUUAUUUUUUCAUCCAAAAAAUAAAGAUUUAUUUACAUAUUCUAAUGUAAUUAAUGCAGUAGAAAAAUAUUUUACAUCUGAAAUAUUUGAUAGUGAUACUAAAAAAAUGAUAGGAAAACUUGCUUACUCAUUAAUGGCUAGAUUAUCUUUUAUAACAGUUUCAUAUUUAGAACCCAAAAUAGAUGAUGUAAUAGAUGGUAUUGAUAUUGAUUUAAUGAAUCUAUUCCAUAAUGUUAUUAACAAAAUGGUAUAUACCCUUUAUUGUAAAGAAGAUAAAAAAUUAAUAGAACCAUUUGUACCUAUUAGUAUGGUUAAAAAUAGGAAAAUGUUCAAAUUAGACGCAUUAAAAAUAUAUAACGAAUUUAUCACAUCUUUACCUGACCAAGAUAAAAGAUCUGCAAUCAACUUUUUACAAACAGAUUUUCCUAAAGUUGUUACUACACUUAUAUCAGAUGCUCUUGAUUUUGUAAAUCGUCAUUUAGAAAAAGGACCAGAUACAUAUCAUUCAGAUGAAUAUGUUAAAUUAGAAACAUUAUUCAAAAUUAAUUACCAAAUUUCUAGUAAUCAAAAUUUAUAUUAUGAUAAUUUUGAUGAAUUUAUUAAAAAAAAUCCAGAAUAUACUCAAGCUCCAAAUUUGUUAUUUAUUAAAAAAGCAGAAUAUGAUAAUAUAAAUAAACAAAUUAAAUAUAAAAAUGAUUUAAAUUUAGAAGAUAUAUUUGAUGAGACAUCUUUUGGAAUAUUAACAGAAGAAAUAUUUAAAGAACACUUAACAAUUAAGCAAGUGAAUGAUAAAUUUACUGAUACAAUGAAAAAACUUAAAUUUUUAAUGCCAAAAAUGUAUGUAUUUAAAGAUAAAUUAAAUAAAACAGGAAAUAAAGAAGUAGAAAAAGAUAUAUAUGAAUAUAUAUAUAAACGUUUUAAAGAUUUAGAAUUAUCAUAUUCAACUCAAGGUUUAGUAUAUAUACCAAUAAAAAAAGUUAUUGAUUUUAUUUUAUUUCCAAAUGUAUUAGUUCAAAAUGUUGAUGCAGAUUAUAUGACAAUGCAAUUAGAUUAUAGAUAUAAUCGAUAUAUAAAAUUUAUAGAUGAAUUAACUACAUGUUUAAUAGAUAUGUAUUAUUAUAAUAAAAAUGAUAACUGUCUUCGUUUUGGAAGUUAUGCAAAAGAAGAAAUGAAUGUAGAACAAAAAGUUCUCAAUUUAAUGCAAACCCCAUUUAUAGAAACCAUAGAAGAAUAUAAACAUAAAAAUAAUUAUAUAUAUAAUAAAUAUAUAUCAGAUAAUGAUGAUAUUAUUUACUAUUUUAUUAAUAAGUUAUUACCAAUUAAUAAAAAUAUUGAAAAAAAUCAAUUAAUUAUACAAAUAUUUAAAAUUAAAUAUUUUGUUCUUGAAAUUACUAAAUUUGUAAUUAAAAAAGUUCUUUCAACAAUGCCAUCAUCUUAUUUAACUAAAAUGACAUAUCAUCAUACUAACAUAAAUAUAGAUCAUAUAAUAAAUAGUUUGUAUUCUUUAUAUACAAAAGCUAAUAAAGCCAAAACUAUCGAACAAGAAAAGGGUGAACAACAAAUUACUGAUGGAUAUACCCACACAAUAGGUUCUAUAAUUAAUUUUAUGUACAAUGCAAAUGAUGAAUUAUGCGAUUUUGAAAUUACAGGCGAAUUCACACCUGAAGAAUUAAUACAUGAUCCAAAAGAAUAUGAAACUGAGGAUGAUUAUGAUGAAUAUGAUGAAGAUUCUGAUGAGAGUGUUGUUAAAAAAACAGAUGAAAGUGAAGAAGAAAAAAAUGAAAAUCGUUCUGUUAUGAUUGGAUUAGGAGGAAAACAAAAAGUUAAAAAUAUUAAAAUUUAUUUAAGUAAUUAUAUUUCUGAAUUUUUAUUAAAUAAUAAUAUAUCAUUUAAAUAUUUAUAUCAAUUUAUUCAAAAUAUGGACAAAUUUAAAGCAUAUUUACCAACCUUAUCAGAAUUAUAUAUUUUUAUAGAUAAACAUGUUAAUAUUAUUAAUUCUAUUUAUAGUUCUAGUUAUAUUCCUUAUAUACAAACAGAUACUAUCAUAAAUAUAUAUGUUGAUACUUUUAAGACACUCGGUUUAGAUAUAUAUUCAGUUUAA